CGCUUAGGGGGGCAUCUGCAUUUUGAAUUUCCCAAGCUCGUAUACUAGAGUUACUUUGUGGAACCUUGAAGAAGGCAUAGCUGCUGCGUUCAAGUGGCGGGCAGCACCACAGUCUCACCAGCUUCUCCAAAACAUCUACUGACCUAGGAAUACUAAUCUACUGAUGUAUCUCUUGGGUGUGCUGCCAUGUUUUGAAGGGUCAUUCUGUGAGGUGAAUGGCCCUGAAUCCAGCUCACAUGAGCGAGGGUUGAGGGAGAGGGUACUAGGCCUGAGCUUGAGGUUGACCUUUUCUUGGUGUAAUGGCCACAGAGCUCAAAGCUACUCCCAAACAGGAGGUUUCUCCUAGAAUCAAACUGGAAGAGCAAGAUCCAGCUGCCCUUGAGACAAGUGGAGGGUUGGAGUCUGACAGAAAACCUCCACAUGUUGUCCACGCUGGGAGUAUCCGGGAAUUUCUCCGCACUGUGGCACUGCCACAGGUGAAGCAGGAACCGGAUGAGGGCUUGCCACAGCAUUGGGAAGCCCAAUGGCAGGAGUUCCUGAGGGCAGUAGAGGCUCCCCUCUCAGGAUGGGGCCACCACACAAAGCUGCCAGAGUUGAUGUGGGAGCAUACAAAGAUGUUUCCAGCCUUCUGUGAGGGAGAGGCCAACGCGAGUCAGCCUCAUCAAAGAGUAGGAGAAGCGAAACCACUGGAAGGUCUCUGCAGAGCAGGUGGAGGUGAAGAAGAUGGUGAAAAUGUGAAGGAAGAAGCCCCUGGGGUGGAUCUUCUCGGUGUGGACAGGCUGUGCCGACGAUUCUGGCACUUCCGCUACCAGGAGGCUGAGGGGCCCCGAGAGAUGUGUGCCCAACUCCGGGAAUUAUGUUACCAGUGGCUGAAGCCAGAGAGGCGCACCAAGGAGGAGAUCCUGGAGCUGGUGAUCCUAGAGCAGUUCCUGAGCAUCCUGCCACCAGAGAUCCAGAGAUGGGUCCGGGAAAAAGGACCGGAGAACUGUGCCCAGGCAGUAGUCCUGGCAGAGGCCUUCCUGCUGAGGCAGCCAGAGAGGCCAGAAAAGCAGGCGCUGGGCCCAGUUGAAGAAGGAGCUUUGAAUUGCCAGGCACCACUGCUGGAGGUCACGGGGGAUGUUCACAGGGACCCAGUAGAUGGGCAGCUGAGAGGUGAAAAGCUUUCGCAGGUGGAAAAUGCUGAGGCUGCAGACCAACACACGAUGUUCCUGGGAAGAGGGCUGAAAGUUUGCCAGUGUCACAGGCAGAAAGGAAAUCGAUCGGGAGUGGAGAGGCUACAGGAAAAGAAUUCAGAAGAGAUGGUGGAUAUUUGGGAGGCAGGCCUGAAAGAAAACACCGUCUGGCAAAAAGUCCACCCAGAGACAACUCCAGAAAUGUAUGCUGAGACUCGCGAGAACUUAGGCCCCAUCUUGCACUUGAUGAAGCACAAGAGAAUCGAAGCAGGCGAGAAACUUCAUAUCUGUUCUGACUGUGGGAAAAGCUUCAGCCGGAGGUCAGAUCUUAUUAGACACCAAAGGAUCCACACGGGGGAAAAGCCUCACAAAUGUUUCGACUGCGGGAAAAGCUUCUGUCAAAGGUCACAGCUUCUUGGGCAUCAGCGGACACACACGGGGGAGAAGCCAUAUGAGUGCUUGGCAUGUGGAAAGAGCUUCGCCCACCACUCAACAUUCAUUGCCCAUAAGAGGACUCACACAGGGGAGAAGCCAUACAAGUGCUCAGUUUGUGAGAAGAGCUUCAGCAACCGGUCAGUCCUUAUUAAGCAUGAAAGGAUACACACUGGUGAAAAGCCAUACCAGUGCUCUGAUUGUGGGAAGCGCUUCAGCAAUCGGACUGGUGUGCUGAAACAUGAGAGGACCCACAAGAAGGAGAAGCCCCACUGAGGCCCAGACUGUGGGAAGAGCGGCAACGUCCACUCCUACAUUCACGAACACGAACGCAUCAAAGGAGACUGACUCCUUUGUCCCUGGUAUCAGGGUGGGGAAGCAAACAAGACUGAAAUGAUGAGCUACUCCACUCAGGGGUGGAGGGGCAUCUUGUGGAAAGCAGAUAUUCAAAGAAGCUACAAGCCAGAUUUGUUGGGGUGGGGGAGAAGCAUGCUAAGAGUUAGCUUAUGCUUGCAGAAGAACAAGAAAGCAAAUAUAGAGGAGGUAGAAUGAACUACAACCACGGCAGACUGCCAGUGGAGGGAUCACUCUUUCGAAAAGUCUCUCUCUUAAAAAUCUCUCUGCCAUUAGAAAUGUAGUAUGGUAGUAUGAGACUGAGUUUGUUUUCUUUCUUUGGAACUGCUUUUUUACCACAAAUAACUAACCUAGUUAUGUGUGGGUAGGGUUGCCAGGUUGCCGGUGGGGGAUAGGAGGCCCGGCACCUACCUUGUCUUCUUCUCCCUUGGGUGCGAGCAAAGUGUGCACGCUACUGGCUUGCGAGAUGACGUCACUUCUCAUCACUUCUAGGAAGUGACAUGAUUGUGUGGGUCAUGGGCCAACCUGGGAGCGCUCCAUCGCUCCCCAGGGGCCAAAUCUGGCUGCUGUGGAACGCGACAGUGCUCCCAUGCUACGCAGCAGCUCGAUUCAGGCCUGAUCUGGCCACUGCAGAGUGCGGCAGCUCUCCCAUGCCCUUCGGCAGCCCGAUUCAGGCCGAAUUCUGCCCGUUUGUGCCACUGCAGCGCCCAGGAGCAUGCCCGGGGGAGCAGAAUCCCAUGCUCGCAACAGAAACCACAAUAGGUAAAUGAUAAUGUACUGGGUAGAUCUAAUACCUUCCAUGCAUCGUGUCCUAGGGAGGGUACCUGUGAGCAGAGGUAUCUCCAUUAUGCUAACAAAAAAAGUCCUGUACAGGAAAGUGUUUACACAAGCCACCUUACAUGCAAACAAGCAGGUUCAUGGAACCCCCAAGCUUGCGUACAAUUAUUCUUAGGGUCUAUUUGACAUCACAAUAAAUGUUGGUUCACAGACUGGUUUGAUCUAGCCCUAGUGAACUGUGAAGUCACAGGGCAGGCAAUUCAAUUUAUAAGCUAGAGUCUGUAGCUGGCUUGUGAACCACAGCUGUUACUAGCUGUAAUUUAGAAUGAUGUCUGAAUUUUACAAGCCACGGUUUAUUGAGUAGCACUGCCUGAGGCUGAGGUUUAUUGAGGCUGAGGAAAGAUGGCAGAGCAGAGCCUUCCAUCAUAUGUUUUGAUGGAGACGAGUCUUUGGCCGUGAUCCUUGGUCUGAGAAAAAGACUUUAUUUAACUGGGCUUGCUAUUUUCAUCUGUGAAACACAGAAUGAGAAGACAUCUUUAUAAGCUUAAGAGACAGUGUGAUGUAGUGGUUGGAGUGUCAGCUUAGAACUGGGAGACCGAGGUUCAAAUCUCAUCACUCUUGGUGACUUUGGGCCAAACAUUGUUCCAUAGCGUCACCUACCUCACAGGGUUGGUGUGAGGAUAAAACAGGAAGGGAGAACUAUGUACCAGCACAGGAUAAAGAGGCAGUAAUUAGCCUGUUGUAAUAGAUGAUUAGUGAAUGGAGCCAAUGGAAUAAUUUUUUGACAACAUUUUCAUACACAUGGCUAGAUGUUGAGGAUGCAAAUGACAGCUUGCUACACAGCUGGGAGGAGGAAGGACUUAGGACACGCCGCACCCAGAGUUGGCAAUUAAAUAUUUAUUCAUGAAUGCCACUGGAGGGGGAAAAAGAAUUAAUUAGGCUAAAGGAAUGAGGGUGAAAGAAAAGCAAGAACUUUGCUGAAUGAGAUUGACUUCUAAGUGCACAUAACAAGGAUUAUUCUCACAAACAGACACUGCUAGAUUUUUAAGGUAUGGUGCUAUAUCAAGGACUGCAAGCAGAGCUUCAUUUCAUUUCCUCCGGCACCUCAAUGUGGAAAAGAGCAGCGCACACAAAGUGUUGGUGUGGAAAUGUAGCCUUGGGGGUAACACCAAAAGUUAAGUAAUGAGAUAUAAGCUCAAUGAUCCUCAUUUCUUAUUUUAUUUUCCAUUGGUGUUGAAUUACAGUUUUCGCUUUCAACAAUGCGUACAGACAAUUCAACUCACAAGAACAGAAAUUAAAAAAAACAAGAUCAGA
Molecule: messenger RNA, 4049 nt
Organism: Eublepharis macularius
Lineage: Eukaryota; Metazoa; Chordata; Lepidosauria; Squamata; Eublepharidae
Product: zinc finger protein 24-like
Exons: 4
Coding region: 300-1880 (526 amino acids)
Biological process (GO): regulation of transcription by RNA polymerase II
Molecular function (GO): DNA-binding transcription factor activity, RNA polymerase II-specific; RNA polymerase II cis-regulatory region sequence-specific DNA binding
Source: RefSeq, a predicted model, not a curated record